AUGGAUGAUGUAAAUGAAGUUAUUGUAAAUGGGGCGCUAGAAACCGAUUUUAAUCUUAUUGGGACGAUAGCAAUAUUAGUAACCAGCACGAUUAGUAAUUUGUCAGUUAUCGUGAUGUUUUGGUUUAUUAUAAGCAAAAAUCAUUCUUCAAUACAUGGCGUAGUUAAAAAAUUAGUAUUGAAUCUAUUUUUAUCCGAUUUUAUACAGUCUUUGGGAUUCAUGUUAAGCUAUAAUUGGGUCAAAAGGGGGAUAAUAGAACAAGGAAUUUAUUGCGAUAUACAAGGUUACCUCAUCAACUUAGGGGACGUAUCCUCGGGAUUUUGGGCAUUCAUAAUAUGCUUACAUACUUACAUGGCCGUGAUCGAUUAUAAAUGUCCACAUUUAGUAUUACUGUCCAUGAUAACCAUAUGGCCGUUCAAUAUCCUAAUAUCGGCUUUAGGUUUCGCAAUUCAAGUUUCUCCCGAUAACGGUAAAAGAUUUUAUGGUAGCGCGGGCGGUAGUUGGUGUUGGAUUGAUAAAGAAUAUCAAGAGUAUCGAAUUGGUUUUCAUUACGGUAUCAUCUUACUCAUUGCCUUGGCCAUGAUCAUCAUUUAUGCCAUCAUGUUUGUGAUAUUGCACAGGCGUCAACGAACAAAUGAAGCGAGAAUUUACAAAAAGGAUAUACAGCGUGCGAAUAAGAAGAUCGUUUGGUAUCCUGUCGUUUACAUUGUUCUCGUAUUUCCAUUAGCCCUUCAACGUAUCGUUGGUCUUGCUUCCCAUAAUUCAAAUGUUUGGUCCACUGAUUAUUUAAUUCCAGCGGCAAGUAUCUUUACGAGUGCAGGAUUUGUAAAUGCAUUAAUUUAUAGUAUAACACGCAACCUCGUAUCUGUUAAAUCUGUGGUAUCCAUGGUGCCCAAGAUUCGCCGAUUCACUACCAAUUACUCAUCAGCAACGACUAGUUCGUUCUUUUGUGACUCAAUGUCUGGAAUCCCAACCGAUAUGGAUCCCAAGUCAAUCAUCUCAAUUGCAGUCACACAGCCGAUGCGAAUAAGUUUUAUGAACCACCCGACGUUUAUUGAAUGUGAUGAUGUAUCGAGUUCUAGCGCGGUAACUCUGGAAAGUCUUACCCAUUCAAAUGAUCCAUUAAACAGUCAUGAUCGAAAUUACUCUAGUUCAUCGGAUUCGAUCUCUCCCGUUUGA
Funneliformis geosporum is the source of this 1179-nucleotide messenger RNA. The record is from the annotation of a GenBank genome assembly. Lineage: Eukaryota; Fungi; Glomeromycota; Glomeromycetes; Glomerales; Glomeraceae.